Canis lupus familiaris (dog) is the source of this 4389-nucleotide messenger RNA. RefSeq names its product NADPH oxidase 1 (gene NOX1). The transcript has 13 exons. Gene Ontology annotation, cellular component: plasma membrane; NADPH oxidase complex. Gene Ontology annotation, molecular function: superoxide-generating NAD(P)H oxidase activity. Lineage: Eukaryota; Metazoa; Chordata; Mammalia; Carnivora; Canidae. Gene Ontology annotation, biological process: superoxide anion generation; defense response. The record is from RefSeq and is a predicted model, not a curated record. Bases 160 to 1854 code for a protein of 564 amino acids.
UUCAUUCCUUGAAGCUUUCUGGGUAAUUGUGCAUCUUUCCUAUCUUAAAGACUCACAUACUCUGAGCUAGACAGAGGUGCUAACCUUGAAGAACCUCUCUAGAAUCCAGGUUGCUGAAUCUUCCUGCUGCCUAGAGAGACUCUAAACCACCUCCAGACCAUGGGCAACUGGGUAGUUAACCACUGGUUCUCAGUUUUGUUUCUGGCUACUUGGUUGGGGCUGAAUGUUUUCCUGUUUGUACAUGCCUUCCUGUCAUAUGAGAAAGCUGAUAAGUACUACUAUACCAGAGAAAUCCUGGGGUCCACGUUGGCCUGGGCCCGAGCCUCUGCUCGCUGCCUGAAUUUUAACAGCAUGCUGAUACUGCUUCCUGUGUGUCGAAAUCUACUGUCCUUCCUGAGGGGUACCUGCUCUUUUUGCAGGCGCACCCUGAGAAAGCAACUGGAUCACAACCUCACCUUCCACAAACUGGUAGCAUAUAUGAUCUGCCUACACACAGCUAUUCACAUCAUUGCACACCUGUUUAACUUUGAACGGUACAGCAGAAGCCGACAGGCCACAGAUGGAUCCCUUGCUUCCAUUCUCUCCACCCUGUCUCAUCAAGGGAAAGAGGAAGAUUCUUGGCUAAAUCCUAUGCAGUCCCCAAACAUGACAGUGGAGUAUGUGACAUUUACCAGCAUCGCUGGUCUCACUGGAGUGAUCAUCACGAUAGCUUUGGUUCUCAUGGUGACUUCAGCUAUGGAGUUUAUCCGGAGGAGUUAUUUUGAGGUCUUCUGGUAUACACACCAUAUUUUUAUCAUCUACUUCAUUGGCUUAGGGAUUCACGGCAUUGGUGGAAUUGUCCGGGGUCAGACCGAAGAGAGCCUGAAUGAGAGUCACCCUCACAGGUGUGCAGAAUCUUUCAAGCAGUGGGAUGAUCAUGAUUCCCAUUGCAAGCAUCCCCGAUUUGAAGGGCUCCCCGCUGAGUCUUGGAAGUGGAUCCUUGCACCAGGUGUUCUUUAUAUUCUUGAAAGGAUUCUCCGAUUUUACCGCUCGCAGCAGAAGGUUGUGAUUACCAAGGUUGUUAUGCACCCAUCCAAAGUUUUGGAAUUGCAGAUGAUCAAGCGUGGCUUCAGCAUGGAAGUGGGACAGUAUAUUUUUGUUAAUUGCCCCUCAGUCUCUUACUUGGAGUGGCAUCCCUUUACUCUGACCUCGGCUCCAGAGGAAGAUUUCUUCUCCGUUCAUAUCAGGGCAGUGGGGGACUGGACAGAAAAUCUCAUAAGGGCUUUUGAGCAGCAGUGUUCACCAAUUCCCAGGAUUGAGGUGGAUGGUCCCUUUGGCACUGUCAGUGAAGAUGUUUUCCAGUAUGAAGUGGUUGUGUUGGUUGGAGCAGGAAUUGGGGUCACCCCCUUUGCUUCCAUCUUAAAAUCUAUCUGGUACAAAUUUAGGCAUGAAGAUCACAACCUUAAAACACAAACGAUCUAUUUCUACUGGAUCUGCAGGGAGACAGGUGCCUUUGCCUGGUUCAAUGACCUGCUGGCUUCUCUGGAAUGUGAGAUGGAGGAAUUAGGCAAAGUGGAUUUUCUAAACUACCGUCUCUUCCUCACCGGAUGGGACAGCAAUAUUGCCAGUCAUGCCACAUUAAACUUUGACAAGGCCACUGACAUCCUGACAGGUCUGAAACAGAAAACUUCCUUUGGGAGACCCAUGUGGGACAAUGAAUUUUCUACAAUAGCUAAUGCCCACCCCAGGUCUGUGGUGGGAGUCUUCCUAUGCGGUCCUCAGACUUUGGCAAAGAGCCUGAGCAAAUGCUGUUGCCAAUAUUCCAGCCUGGAUCCCAGGAAGGUUCAAUUCUACUUCAACAAAGAAAACUUCUGAAUUACAGGAACAAGGAUGAUCAUCUGCAUUUAGUCUCCCCUCUGAAUCUCUAGCAACUUACUUGGUUUGAUCGGGUUGGGACAGCCAUUUAAGCUCUGACUCCCUGGCACCCUGUUUUUGACUGGAUUCAACUUGGACAUCACUGAUUUUCAUGAAGUCAUGAUAAUUGCAAAGGUCAUGGAUCCUUUCUUAGGAAAAGAACUAUAAAUCCUUCUGGAAUGCCAUGACUUUAACAAGGCCUGAUAGCAGAGGUGGUUGACAGUUACACAACUUGGCCCUGGGGGAUAUCGUUGAUUCCAAGAGUUAGUAUCUCCCAGCCUUUGGUCAUAUUUUCCCCUCCCUCUCACCUUCAAAGAAGAUUUCUAAAUAGGGUGAUUUUUUUAAAUAAAAUAUUUAUUGAAGAAUUAAUGACAAAACAUAAUAAGCAUAAAUAAUAAAUGAACAUAAAAUCACCAAGAACUCCAUCCCUAUAUAACACUAUGUACAUUCUUACUGUUUUUUUUUUCUUACUGUUAUUUUAAACACGUUCUUAUCCAGUGUGAAUAGCAAUUUAUGCCUUACUUAUCCUUGCUUUUCCUUUGCUUAAUGAAUGAAUCUUUGAUUACUUAAUCUAGGUUCUCCCAUUUGGGAAAGAAAAUCUUGGGAGCUAUGCUAAUUAUAAUGGAAAUUAUAACUGAAAGAUAUAUUGUCAUUAGCUUACAUUGUUCUGUUGGAAAUAAUUGCAAAAACUUGAACUCCAUCUUAAGAUGACUUGGUCAACAGGGGCUCUUUAUCGCCAUUUUUGUUAAGGGGGGUUUAUUAAUGUUUAGUUUUUUAAAAAGGUAAUUUACAAUUUUGAUACCAUUUUUUGGGGCUCUUCCCUCUUUAUUAAAGAAUCAUUCACCUAAUGACAUAAGCAACAUGUCUUUUCUCCUAUCAAAAUGCUUUUUAUUUCCCCAUCCACCUGGCUCGGGGAUGUUAGUAGUCCCAGUGAGUCAGUAGAAGCAAAGACUGGGGCCCUUAAAAGAGAGGGGAAAAAAACCCCAAAAAAACCCUUACUUUGUUGUGCCCAGACAAGUCCACUCAUUAAAUUUGUAAGAAUGUUUCUACUGACUUAGUAUUUAGUAUUCUAACUUAGUAACCUAUUUCUUCUACAAUUAAGUGACCAAAAAUGAAUAAAUUGUUGUUUUGAAUUAUCCAGAAACUUGUAUGACUUGAAGGAUUAGUAAGAUCCAUUUUCAGUAACUAGUCUGAACAAAACAAAGGUGUCAUGAACUCACAGUGGCUAAUCAUGUUCCAUUUGUUAACUGGACAUCAGGAAAAAAUAGUACUGGGUACUUACAUAGGAAUAGAUUAGAAUACCCCUGCUGUUGCUGAUUUCCUGGAUUUCAACUACCUAAAUUAAAUUGAAUAAGGCUUUUGGAAAAUGCACAAUUGAAUCUGGAUGAUUCCUUAGACAAUUGCUGACCAUAAAAUUUGAUCUUCAUUGACUCUGAUUUGGAAUCUUAGGGUUCCUUGAAACUUAUGAAUUCCUGAUAAAAAGGGCUUUGCUCUUGGCUUCAAUGUCUAAAUAUAUCAAUACUUCAAGAUAUGACUGCUGCUAAAAUCAACAUAUUAAGGCCUAGAAUAUUCAUGGAAGUAGGCAGAAAAGGUAAUAAUAAUAAAUCCUAUGUAUAAUCAACAUCCAAGCCAGAAUUAGGGAUGAGCAGGAUACCCAGAAAUCUCCUCAGUUGUUUUGAGCAAGUUUUUCUUCCUAGGUUGUAAUAUGAAGUAGCUUAUUCAGCAAACUUUUGUUGGUAGUAAAUGUUUACAUCAGAGUAGAAAAAUCCCUCACAAUUUCAAUGUCUCUCAUAAAGUUGAUUAUCUUUGCAUUCUUUUGCUUGACAUGUAAGCAAUAUGCUAUUACAUUCUCUAAGCCUAUGGCAGGCUUUUAAUUCACUUGACCAUAAUCCUAACCCAGAAGGGGGUAGGAUUCUGAGAAUACAAAUAGGCUCAAAGAAUAGUUCCAGUGGAACUUUACUAAUUAUUAAGGCAUCUCUUAACCUCUUGAGGUUGGCCUGAUGGAGAGAAAUCAUGUUCCUCCUUAACACCACUAUGAGAGAAUACUAGGCAGGAGGAGCCAUAGGUUAGAGCAAGUGGCACUAAUUAUUGUCACAUCUAUCUGCAAGGCAGCAGGCAGGGGCAGGCCUAAUGGGCAAUCUGACCUCUUAUGCUCUACAUCUGGUCCUCUUAAAAUAAGUGAGAAGAAUGUAAAAGUUUUAGGGUUUUCUAUGUUUUAAUUUCCCAGAAUAAAUUUGGUUAUAGGGGGAAGGCUGUAGGUUAGUGAUUAUCUAGAAGGCAGAAUGAAAUGUAUUUUGUUCACUUGAUUUCUAUUUUGUUUUUAUUUCAUUUUGAACAUGUGAAAAAUUGGUGGCUUUUUAAACUUUUAUGGUUGACUACUGAGACUGAAGAGUUUUAAGACAGGUAAAUGUCAACAGUCUCUUGUGUUGCCGAUACACCUGAACCAGUGCCAAUACAACAUUUUUGUCUUAACUCUGAAUGGUGCAUGUGAAUAAA